AUGUCCAUUGCCACUGAUAAACCACCAUCAAAAUCAGUUAUUGAAUUGAUUCCAAAUGCUCAAGAGUUCCAAUUGAAAGGUGAUCAAUUUGAUUUCCAAAAAUAUUUUGAUACUUUACCUUUGCCUUCAUUCAAUGAUAAAGAUGUUCAAUCAUCUAGAUUACCAAAUUCAAAAGAAGCUGGAUUUUCAUCAAUUUAUAGAUCUUCAUUAUGUCAAGAUGGGUUAAUCUCCACUGUUCAUCCUGAUUUAGAUACAAGUCAUUCUAUUUUCCAAAAAGCUGUUGAAUUAUAUGGUGAACGUGAUUUAUUCGGUGUUAGAAAAUUUGAUAGAUCAACUGGUAAAUUUGAUGAUGAUUUCACUUAUCAAACUUAUAAUGAAAUUGCUACAAGAAGAACUAAUUUAGGUUCCGGUAUAAAGACUCUUUUACCUCAAGAUGAAAAAUUUGUUGUAUCAUUAUUCAGUCCAAAUCGUCCAGAAUGGUUAUUAACUCAAUUGGCUUCAAGUGCUCAUUCAUUAACAAUCACUGCUCUUUAUGAUACUUUAGGUGCUAAUACUGCUGAAUAUAUUUUAAAUUUUACCGAUUCACCAAUUUUAUUUUGUCCAUUAAACAAAAUUUCAAAUGUAUUAAACAAUAUAACAACUUCUGCUAAAAAAGUUCCAAAUUUAAAAUACAUCAUUUCAAUGGAUCCAUUAGAUUUUGACUUGGAUUUUGGUUUAAUUCAAUUAGGUAAAUCUCAAGGUAUUUCUAUAAUGUCUAUUCAUCAAUUAGAAAAAAUUGGUGAACAAAAUCCAGUUCCAUUCACUGAACCUACUCCAGAUACUAGAUUUGGUAUUUCAUUUACUUCAGGUACAACUGGUAAUCCAAAAGGUGUUGUUUUAAAUCAUGAACAAAUGGCAUCUGGUAUUGGUGCAUGUAUAGCUGUGGUUAAUAAACCUGAUAAUGUUCCAAGAGAAGCUCAAUAUCAAAGUUAUUGCUUCUUACCAUUGGCUCAUAUUUAUGAAUUAUUAGCUUCAAAUUUACAAAUUGCAAGAGGUUCAAAAAUUGCUUUUCCUCAUGAUCCAAAUCCAAUAACUUUAGUGGAAAAUUUAAAAAUUGUUAAACCACAUUUUAUUAGUCUUGUUCCAAGGGUAUUAAAUAAAUUUGAAGCUGUUUUAAAACAAGGUUUAAAUUCUGAUUAUAAAGGUCAAAUGGUUUUAAGUUUAUUAUUAAGUGAUUCAACUCCAAAUUGGUUGAAAAAAUCAUUACAAAAUAAAACUAGAAAAGUUUUAGGUUUUGAUAGAUUGAAUUUUAUCGUUAGUGGAUCAGCUCCAAUUAAUCCAUCAACUGCAGCUUUCCUUUCAAAAGUUUUAGGUGUUGCUUUUAAACAAGGUUAUGGAUUAACUGAAUCAACAUCAGGUACUAAUUCAUCAAGUUUAAAUGAUAGUGAUUUUGGAUCUUCAGGUUCAUUACAUCCAAGUACAGAUGCAAGAUUAAGAGAUGUUCCAGAAAUGGGUUAUUUAACAACAGAUUCAAAUGGUAAUGAAUUAGAAGAACCACAAGGUGAAUUAUUAUUAAGAGGUCCACAAAUUUUCAAAGAAUAUUAUAAAAAUCAAAAAGCUACAGAUGAAGUUUUACAAAAUGGUUGGUUUUCAACUGGUGAUAUUGCAACUUUUGAUAAAUAUGGUAGAGUUUAUAUUAUUGAUCGUGUUAAAAAUUUCUUUAAAUUAGCUCAAGGUGAAUAUAUUUCACCUGAAAAAUUGGAAAAUAUUUACUUAAGUGAAUGUCCUUAUAUAACACAAAUUUUCAUUACUGGUAAAUCUGUUGAAAGAUAUUUAGUUGGUAUUGUUGGAUUAGAUCCAAUAGCUGUUAAAAGACUUUUUAAAAAAUUCCAUGGUUUUAAAACAGAUGAUGAUUUAAUCAAUGGUAUUAAUUCAUCACCAGAAUUAAAGAAAUAUUUAUUAAACAAGAUGAAUUCAAAAGCUAAAGAAUUACAAGGUUUUGAAAAAAUUCAUAAUUUAAAAGUUGCAAUUGAACCAUUAAAAAUUACAGAUGAAACUAUAACACCAACUCAAAAAAUUAAAAGAAAUGUUUGUAAUAAAUUCUUUAGAAAUGAAGUUGAAGAAUUAUAUCAAGAAGGUGAUUUAAUUCGUGGGGAAAAGAUUUAG
Hansenula ciferrii is the source of this 2145-nucleotide messenger RNA. It is a transcript of the gene FAA6, whose product is annotated as Long chain fatty acyl-CoA synthetase. NCBI's taxonomy places the organism in Eukaryota, Fungi, Ascomycota, Saccharomycetes, Phaffomycetales, Wickerhamomycetaceae. Gene Ontology annotation, molecular function: long-chain fatty acid-CoA ligase activity. Gene Ontology annotation, biological process: long-chain fatty acid metabolic process. The record is from RefSeq and is a predicted model, not a curated record. Bases 1 to 2145 code for a protein of 714 amino acids. Gene Ontology annotation, cellular component: membrane; endoplasmic reticulum. The transcript has a single exon.